GUUCCUCCCCCAAUCCCAGCAGAGGGACCGCGGCCGAAUCCCGGCUUGUGAAUGGCUUCAUUGAGGAAAACGGGGCUGGGUUAAGGUGCACAAAAGUGCUGCUCCCUCUGGGCUCGGCGGCGACGGGAGGAAGCCAGCACGGGCCAGGGGAGAGCUCGCAGCCCCCCGCCGCCACCCGCAUCCCAGGAUGUCCGUGAUGCUCAACAACGCCUACCAAGGAGGAAAAGCGCUCCGCUUACUGAAAGCCGAGCAAGCAGGGCGAUUAGAGGAAAUAAAUAAAGAGUUUCUCUGUGACCCGAAGUUUAGCGAUGAAGAAGACCUGGAAGAAAAGCUUGCGGUUUUUAAAGAAAAAUACAUGGAGUUUGACCUGAAUAAUCAAGGCGAAAUCGAUCUAAUGUCUGUGAAAAGGAUGAUGGAAAAAAUGGGAACACCCAAGACUCACUUAGAGCUGAAAAAGAUGAUUUCCGAAGUCACCGGCGGGACCAGCGAAACCAUCUCGUACCAGGAUUUUGUCACCCUGAUGCUCGGAAAGCGGUCCGCCGUCCUCAAGCUGGUCAUGAUGUUUGAAGGCAAGAGUCAGGAAAGCACCCCCAAAGUUUUGGGUCCUCCUCCAGAGAGGGAUCUCUCAAGUCUCCCUUAAAUGAAGAGGUUGGAGAUUCCCAGCCCAAAGGGAUCUUCUCACCUCUGUCCUGCAGGACCAUCUCCAGAUCUUUGCUCCGUUGCUUUUAAACCAGCCCAUUUUAGAAACCAAUGGACUCCACCUGAAGGAAUGGCAAGGAAAAAUCCACCAGAGGAGUAUCUAAGUAGCCCCUAAUUUUUAUUGUUAACUCUAACCUGAAUAGCAAGCCCAGUCUUUGUAAAGAACGGAAGAAAACUCAAAAUGCAAAAUCCAGAUUUCAUGGGGCGUUUUUCUGCUGAUAAACCUCACCAAAGCCCUCUCUUCCCUUUGCUCCCAAACCUGAAAUAGAUCAGAUGUUCCCUACCACUACUUCUCUCCCAAAUGGAAACUUCUUUUCUGAAAGUUGCUGUGCACGCUGCUGAAAAAAAGCAAUCGGGGUCAUGUUGGUCAAAUGGGGAAAAAUCCAAAGGAUUUACAGGUAGUCCUCGACUUACGACCAUUCGUUUAGUGACUGUUCAAAGUUACGACAGUGCUGGGAAAAGUGACUUGCGAUUGGUCUUCACGUUUACGACCAUCAUAGCAUCCCUGCACUCACAUGAACAAAAUUCAGGCGCUUGGCAACCCGCAUGUAUUUAUGACAGUUGCAGCGUCCUGGGGUCGCAUGAUCGCCAUUGGCAACCUUCCCAGCCAGCUUCUGACAAGCAAAGUCAAUGGGGGAAGCCAGAUUCGCUUAAUGACCACAGGGAUUUGCUUAAUGACUGCAGGGAUUUGCUUAAUGACCGCAGUGAAAAAGGUCGUAAAAUUGGGUGUGACUCACUUAACAACUGCCUCACUUAGCAAUAGGAGUUCCAGUCCCAGUUGUGGUCAUAAGUCGAGGACUCCCUGUAGUUGGGUAAAUCCUUAUUAGGACCCACCGAAACCACACACAAGCUUUUGAGCUGCACAGAAUUAUGCAUCAGGCUAUAUGUUAUUUUAAAAAAAACUGAUGAAGAACCAAAAAAACCCCCCAGAUCCUCAAAUCGGAGAUGUUUUUGCCUGAAUUCAGAAUCAGUCCCAAGCUGGAUGGUGUGGACUUGCGUGAAGUCAUGGUUAGCUCUGGACUGGGAGUCUACAAAUGGAAAAAAAAAUGUCCAGCUUUUGCAGAACAGCAAAAAAUUUCUAAGUGCCUUCUUCCAGCCUUGAGCAGCUUUCCUGAUUUCUGACCAUCCCUUUCCCCUUUAAAAUGCAAACAUUUUUGCAAUGGCCCCACUCUACUGGCUUUCUAAUCUCGGUUUCUUUGUUCAAGCCAAUUCAGCGCCUUUCCUUGAUCAUAUCAAUGCGUCUUCCCCUUCUUGAUACAUGAAUUGCGGAGUAAGAAACAUGUGGCUGUAGAAUUGGCUAUAACCAUCUUAAGGUCCUCUUCCCCUUUUAAUGGCUGAGUUCAGCCAUCAUCAAGUCUCUGUUGAGUUGAACUCAACUCCUGAUGAGUAACCGGAUACCCAUCAGGUCUCUCUUUUUUCUCAGUAACAAUACAAAGUGACUUGCCAUUUACUUCUUUGGGGUUUUUUUUUCAACUUCCCAGUCUAGCCAUUCAGUCUCAGGGCCCGCUGGUAAUCUCCCAAACACUAACCAGCCUUCACCCUGCUUAGCUUUCCAAGAUCCACCAAAGUUGGCUAGAUGCUGCCCCCUGCUGACCUUAAACCCAACUGAACAAAUACAAUUCCUUUACUCACAUGGCGCACCCCAGCAAAUAAACCAGGUUCUGGCUUAUGAUGUACAUCUCAUGGAGAUCAAUGAAAAUACCUUGUUGGUAACAGGAUUCACGCAACAUGCUAAACUCAGGAUAAGUAAACUCAAUGUCUCCAUUCACACAACAUGAGAGUACAGGCAUGGUGCCCUCAUCCAAUGCACCACAGACCACUUAAGUCCAUUUUUAGCGUGAUGUGUUGUGUGAACUCUGGUGAGGUGUGUUAUUUCAGCAACUUCAGCCAUGGAAAGCCAGCUUUGCUGUGUGUCAGGGGUUCUGCCUGGCCCUGUCAUCUUGGCUUUAAUUACCUUUGCCCAUAGCUUGACACUAUCUGGGUUCAUGCAUUGCACAAAGCUGUGAAGCAGUUGUCUGGGCUUAGCUUCCUGGUUAGUGUGAACCCAGGAGGGUGCAAACCAAAGUUUAGGACUCAGUGUGCCAUGCCAAUCCACCCAAUGGUGGUUUAUUCAACCAACUGUGGUUAAUCAAGACUUGGCUUAGUGCUGUGUGCAAAACCAGGCUACAUGGGCUGUGGGGAGCAUCUCUGCUCUAGGAUACCUUCAAUGCAGGCUGUUGAGGGUCUCCAGAUGGUUUUGUGCUCUGGAUGAAAAAUACAACUGAACUUCAAGCAGCUACAUCUAGUAGGACCUGAGCUAGGAAUCCUAUCAAUCCUAUGGAUCCGGCACUCAAGUGCUUCCUUGACCUACUCAUACAAGGAGAAACUCCAGGGACAUCUGGAUCUGGAACAGGGAUCCAAGAACUUGUGAAGAACGGUUAGGACCUAUCAAGUGACUCUCUGAUCCCAUAGGAACAUCUUCACAUUGGUUGUUGAUACGAGAGGAGAGUGCCUUAUCCAACUCCUUUUCCAAAAUUAACCUAUCAGGGAGUUCACAUCAGCUUUUGUUAGCCACAAAUUGGCACAUAUCAGAAGUCAUUUUGGUAAGUGUCAUGUUCAUCCAAGCUAAUGUCAUGCUGGUUUUCUGAGGUGUGGUAGCUGUGUUUUGCAGCUCCUCUUAUUAACCUUGAGCAGCAAGAGAGUUCUCUGAAAUCUUCCAUAUUUAUUGUACAUUUAUGGCUGGUUCUUUUUUGGAUUUUACCCCCAGAAUCCUUGUCUGGUUCCUUUUCUAUUCAUCUUAAUAUUCAAGUUGGUGGGUUUUUGGGGAACCUCCUCUCUAGCUUGUAAAUCCAUAAUUUUCAGAAAUAAAACAGUAACAGUGCAA
Molecule: messenger RNA, 3562 nt
Organism: Candoia aspera
Lineage: Eukaryota; Metazoa; Chordata; Lepidosauria; Squamata; Candoiidae
Gene: AIF1L
Product: allograft inflammatory factor 1 like
Exons: 6
Coding region: 188-640 (150 amino acids)
Biological process (GO): actin filament bundle assembly; ruffle assembly
Cellular component (GO): actin filament; ruffle membrane
Molecular function (GO): calcium ion binding; actin filament binding
Source: RefSeq, a predicted model, not a curated record